ACAGAAAUACAUGUUUAUCACACUACUACACCUUCAAAAUGUUUUGCUUGAACUUGACUCGGUAGCGUCUUCGCUAUCAAUUGCGGGUUGUUCGUUUAUGAGUGCGUCAGAAAAAUAAAAUUGCAAUUUCAGAAUGAUUUUUGACAUUUAAAGUGGAAUGGAGGCUCUACUACCCUCGGAGAUAGCAAGAUUAGUCUUCGGAUAUCUCGAAGACCAGAAAUGUGCCGAAGCUGCCAGAUCAUUUCUGGAAGCAUCUCCACAUCUCCAAGAGUGUCGUACAGCUGUAUUGAGUGGACGACGUUUCAAUACUCGUGUUAAUGGAUACACACUUAUUGAUAUUUUUGAUAAAUUUUUUGCUGCUCACGCAUUGGUGCAGGAAAGGUUGGGCAAAGUUGCAGACUGUGAGCAAGUCAGGCAGUGUGGAGAUUUGUUGGAACAGCUUAGAUUUUUGAUUGGUGGAUCUCGAGGACAGCGUUUUGUUGUUAACAUCAAUGUCCCAUCACAAGCAAAUUCUCAAACUUAUGGAGGCUCUCCACAGAUAACAAGUAGUAAUCGUAAAAGGCAUCAUAGUAGUGGUAGCGAUCGUGAUCGUACAAAACGGACUCCAAAAUCGCUACAUCAGUUAUUCGAAAAGCACCCUGAGCCAGUGUCCAGUCAACUAGGAUGUGAUACGGUAGAAGCUACACCCCUGGAAAGCUUACCUGGUCAUACAAAUUUUAAUAUAUCAAGUUUACAUGAGCCCAGUGCCAACCAAAAUAUUGAGGGUGUUCACUGUACUUCAACCAAAAAUGAUCCCUGUGAUGGCCAGUCAUUGGGUGAUCUGCAGUCACAACAUACAUGUGACAACUCUGAGUUCUCUACUGGAGUAUCUCAGAAAGAAAUGGAACAGGAUAAUUCAAGUGGAAAAUUGGAGCAGAGUAGCCCAGUCUCUGUAUUUGCCAAAGGAAAAAUCGGUGAAAAUUGUGUCAUCGAGGAACAGAAGGAAAAUCCCAUGCGUAAAGCAAAAACGAUGGCUACUAGUACUGAUGAAUUAACUACUUACUCUAGCAUAGAAGUACAGACGACUCCAUAUGCACUUUCUGAAUCAGAAUCCAAUGAGCUGGAGGAUGAGCACAUUGAAAAUUUGAGCUUACUGACCAAAGAACUGCUUAAUCGGACGGAAUUGCAAGAGAGAAUAGCUGAGAAUAUAAACAAAGCUAUACUUCCCAUAGAAAUGCCUUCUAAAGAUGAAAGUAUUAAUGAAUCUUUGGGUGGCGAGUUGAAUACCUCAAUUAUGGUAGAGCUGAACAAUGCAAUAAAAUCUAUAGUUGCUGCUACAGAAACAGAUCCAAUUUUCGAACAUUUUUUGGAUGAGAUCAUAGGACCAAACUUAGACACCGAUACCAGCCCAGAUGAAGAUCCUGAUAUCAGAGUUACAUCAGAAGCAGUUACUAAUUCUCGGAUACAAGAAAAACCAUCAAAUACGACUGUAGUUGACAUGGACCUGGAAGAAGAAACUGCAGUCAUAUCUGGCAAGUGUCAAGUUGAUUCUAGUGCUGCGAUUGAAGUACCCCUAAAGCAGCGAUUACGCAGUUCAUCUAGGCAGCAAAACAACAAACUUGAGGAUGAUGGAGAUAAGCCAAAAGAUGUAGAAAAAACUGAUAGUUCCCUUGAUGACCAUAAUGCCGCCGCCAUAUUGAGUAUCAUCAACGCUAAUAUCGUCAGCGAUAAACAAAUGUUGGAAAAAAGUACCACGAUCGAUUGUAGUGAUGGAGGAAAACUCCCAACAGUUGUCGAAUCUACGGAAUCGGUGAAUCCUCCAAUAACUUCGUCUGAAAAACAAGUUGCCGAUAGCACGGAAAUAGUUGAAAAUGAUGGCGUAAAUUGUCAAAAUGCAGGAGGGUCUGUACCACAAAUGCAUCAGCAGGAUCUCAUUAGUGAACAAGAAAUGAUGGCAAUGCCUACAUUAAUCGUCUGUUCUCAAGAAGAAAUCAGAGAAUGUGUAGAUACUUUGUAUCCAGUUGCGACAGCUGGGUCUUGUUCCGAAGCUCGUUUUAUCCCCAUUGCCCCCAAAGGUUCGGCAGUACCAAGUGCGGUAGUACCAUUAUAUCUCAAAGCUGUACAAGUCCCACAAAUUGAAAAGACUAUUGCAAAACCCAUCAAUAACAAAGUCCAACAUAGUGAAAAAAUUGAACUUCCAUCUCCACUUGAGAUGUCUGAUACUAAUAGAAAACGUAGUUGCAAGAUAAACCGACAAAAUAAAAAUCUGAAGGCUGCUAUCAUGCCAAAAAAUCCUGGUACAGAUGUCGAGUGUAGUACUUUGACAGGUUUAAAUAAAGAACAAUCUAGUGUUACAGAGUUGGAAUCCAUAACGCUCUACGCAAAUGACAACAGUUUUGGGACAAUGAUUGAGACUGGGAAUAUGCCCACUAUAAAUUUAGACGAUUCCAUGACCCUAACAGGUACUGGUUUGUCUCCUUAUUUGAAACUUCACGGGACUAAAAAUCUGGGUCCAGAAUUGGAGUUACCUUGCGAAGCGCCAGCCAACCAGUUACCUGUGGAAGAAGUAUUGGAGCCUUCUGCCAAAGCAGAUGAAUCGAUUCUCUUACCUCAUACUGAAAAUAUUUUGAUCACAAGAAGAACACCAAAAUCACUACUGAAAAGUCGAGCUAAAAAUAAUAGAUUAAGCAUGUCAACUCCUCGACGACGGAAUAGUCAUAUAAGAGCUUUGGAUUUUAACACGCCGAUGAAAUCGUCAAAUUCCGAGCAAAAAGCAGGGGACAAAAAUGCCGUCCAAUUUUCGCCAAAAUCAACUCAGCGAAUGAGAUCUGUCUGCAGAACAAGUCUUUUCAAAUCACCACCUUUUUCAAACUCUACAAGUACGUCACUGACAGGUAAAACUCCAGUAAAAGAUCAUACGCUAUCCAAGGUACCAAUUGCCACUAGAAGCCCUGCUCCAAAACUCAUGGGCGGAUGGGAUAAAUACACAGGAGUUGGUAUGAUCCUUGGUGGCACAUCUCCACAUCCUAGUUCUGCAUCUUCAGUAUUUGGUGAUGAUGAGCUAAAUCCUCCCAUCAAACCAGCCGUUAGGAUAAAAAAAAGUUGGGAUGCUGAUUUAAGACAAGCAUUACAGGAUUAUCAAGAACCUACGAGUUCAACAUCCGUGACUAAAAAGGGACAGGGAAAAGGAAAAGGUAAACCUGCAAAGAAUGGUGGAAAAGUUAACGAAAGGAAGCUUCGAAAAUCUGAGAGUAGUGAAAGUGAAAGUACCAUCCCAAAGAGGGGGUUUGGAAAAGUCAUAGAACAGAAUUUUACGGAUACUAAUAGAGUAAAUAAGAAAAUUACUGAUAAAAUUCUUGGAGAAAAAAAGCUUGCAGCAUCAGUGAAAGAGGUACAAUGCCCUCUUGUAACUCACAAUGUGGGAACAAAGAAAGAUCCAAAUCUUCAAGUGACUGAUAUAAACAUACAGAGUAGUAUCCUAACAACCAGUGAGAGUGCGAGAAAAAUCAGAGAUGGACCAAUUUCUAAAAUUGCUCCUGCUAAUCAAACAAAAGCAAAGGCAGUGGUUAAGAAGUAUGCUAAGCUGAAAACUUUAGAAACAUCGAUUAGAAAAGGUAAAACAAAAGAAAUAAUCGACGGCACAGUUAUGCACUCAACUAACUCCAGCCAAAGAAAAUUUGAGCAUCUGAAAAUUUCGCCAGAAACUCGUAAUCAACUACCUCAUAUGUCGCAAAUGAUUGAUCCGGAAACACCCAGGAAAAGUGACAACUCUAUCAGCGUUCCGCCUACUCCUAGAUUGCUUAGCCCAACCAGCAGCACCAUUACUCCAUUUACUAAAAUUACUGGAGGGUUGAGCAAAAUUCCAAGUUUUGUUAGUACACCUGAGUUUCCUCCCACUCCUAGUAUAGCUUUGUCACCAAUGGUAAUGCAAGAAAAUACGAUUGACGAAAUUAAAAAGGGAAAUUAUGGAACUUGUUCACCUUACUAUCAACCUAGCAAUGAGCAACCAGAUGUUUUGAAAAAAAUUAACAGUGGUUUGUGUGCAAAGAAAACUGCAGAAGUUUCAGCUGUGAUGCCUCUCUCAAAGGAUGAUGCUGACACUGUUAAUGUACCAAAUCCUGUACCUGGUGAUUUUACCAUCAAUGCAUCUAACAGUAAAUUAGAAAUAACACAAUUUGAAGUAAUCAAAGAAAAUUUACCAAAGGCUGAAGCAAGAAAAGAACUGAAGAUUUCUGCAGGUGCUGAAAAUGUUGACAAAGAUCCACCGCGAAAAAUAAAUAGGAAUGAUGUACAGAGACCCAAUGUAGAGAAAAAAUCAGAAGCUGAUAGAAAUUCUAGCUUUGCUAGUGAAAAUGAGUCGAGUAACUCAUCUUCUUCCGAUUCAAGUUCCUCGUCUUCGUCAUCUUCAUCAUGGUGCAGCUGUUCAAGUAUUGCAACUACUUCUACACCAUUCAAAUAUGCGACCAAAUGCAAAACAAAAUCUGGUCUGCACAAGGAGACAAGCAAUGACAGUGAUUCAAAAAGGGUACCUAUUACAACCAAUGAUUACGAUCCUUUGAAAGAUAUUUCUCCUAUAGCAACUCAUGGUGCUCACAUUUUACCUACAAUCGAAGAGGUUGUUGAAAUACCAACCACCUCAUCAUACCCAGGAGGGGAAGAAUCACCUGUGAAAUUAUUACCAUUAAUCAAAACUCAGGAAGAAGUUGAUACUGGUACGCAUGAAACACCAGCCAAAGAUGAAGCAUUGCUCUCUGAAGCUAAUAUUUCGGAGACUCCGAGUAGUUCUAAAUGUGGCAUGGAGAAUUUAACUAAUUUGCAUUCAAAGAUAUCUGCUUUGGAUGGACCUAAAAGGGAUCAAGAUAGUCUGAGACAGAACAACACUCUAACUAAUAAAACCCAUGUGGCUUCUACAAAAACCAAAGUGAAAAUUUUAAGUGUCCAACACGUUUUAGCAGAUGUUUCAGCAACACUUAAGCCAACUUUGGUAUCAGAUAUGACAAACACUAUAUCGCAAUCUUCUAAUAAUUUGCCAAUUUUGUCAUCUGUUCCUCUGGAUGCAAAACUUGGUAUGCAAUUGGAAGAAAAACGCUUACGUCUCUUGGCUAAGUUAAAGACAAAACCCCAGAAUAAAGGAUCCCUGCAGAAAGUUAAACAUGUGAAAUCAACUACCAAGAAAACGCACAAAACUGAAUUGGAACCAUCCAAACCAUUUGAUGAUGAGCGGAAAGAUGAAGCUGGUAAACCAGCACCGUAUAAUUCAUCAACAAAGACGGCAAUACAAGUCACAGAAGAAUAUAAAACUGAUGUAAAGGACACCGUGAAAAAAACUAAGCCAAAGGGGGGAAAUCCUACCAAUGCAAAAUCACGAGCUGUAGAGUCUGACAAUAAGCCACAUUUAUCAAAGGUGGCUUCUGAAAAUGAAAAACAGGAUAAAUGUGGUACAACCCAUGGUGAUGUUGAGAAAUCGUCAGCUAUCGAUAAAUCAAAGGGUUCUAGAUUGAAGAAGAAAAGUAAUACUGAAUCAUCAACGAAAAAUGAAUCUUCAAAGGCUAAUGAUCCGGUACUAAUACAGAAAAAACAGGAGCAUCAAUGUAUUGCUGAGGCAUCUGAUUUAAAUAACCCAUCCCCAGAAAGCAGACUUUUGAUUGAUAAGAACGAACUUGUGACUGCACAAUUAGCAGACACUAUGAAAUCUGCUGAACCAUCAUCUAAGGCCACCUCUGAAAUCACAGAAUCUACAUAUUCAGUAGACCUUUCAUUGAGGGUAGUACAAGAGCCAGAUAAAUUACAUCCAAAGGAAUCUACUGAUCGAGAACCUGUGGCUGGAAAUGAAUUUCUCGAAUCAACACUGAGUCGCAACAAAGAUGAACGGUGCGGUGAGGCUAACGUUGCAAAUCCUAUGAAGAAAAGCCAGGUAGUUUCGACACUCAAAAUUGAUCAAAUUAAACGGGAUCUUUUUAGUGAUGAAGAUAAUAGUGAUCAGAGAACCACGCGGUCGAGAACACGUCAAUUAUCGGAUGCUCAAAAAAAUGAUCCUGGAAUGGUAUCUGUGUUGACUGGUCAAUCUGGAGGUGAAAUUACUGAAGCUCCAACUUCCAGAAAACCAAAAGAAGAAUUAGCGACUGUUUUGGAAUGUUUGCAGUUGGUUCCAGCUAAUAAAACUGAGGUUACAGAAAAAGCAAGCAGCAGCUCAAUCUCGAGUAUUAAUAAACUUGUCUUCUAUGAUGUCAUUUAUGAUGAUACGGUACAGAUUAGAAAAAAGAGGAAGAGAUUCAGUAAAAGUAGUCUAGAAUAUGAAAUCCGUUUUGAACUUCCCGACGAAGAUUCGACAGAAUGUCCAAGAUUAAUGACACCAACGGAUUACGAAGAAAUAUACAGUUUGUCUCCAACACCAAAAAAAAGGAAAGUUACUAAAAAGCUGCGUAUCAAAAGUGUCAAGCCCACGAAGGUAGAUACCUCAAAAUCACAAGGUAGUGUUAGAAAAAUAUUGAAGAAUGAACUCACAAAAUCGUUAGCUACUUUGUCUUCCGCAAAACUAAAAACUUCUAUACCUAAAACGAAUAAAAGUACGACGAAGGUGCAGCCUAAGCAGACUGAUGAAGAUGACCAAACGCUACCCAAAAGUGGCACCCAAGUAUCAAAGAAGAGAAGAAUGACCAAUUCGGAAGAACAAUCGGUACGUUGCCAAAUUUCUCAAAAUUACAAAACAAGGCUAACAAGCUGCAUAAAUCGUUACUUUCGUAAUAUGUUGAUGUUCUUUGAUGUUCAUGCAAUAUGUAUGACUUCGCAGGGGAAGAGGAAGCGACGUAUUGCGGAUCCACAAACUCUAUUGAACAAGUUAGAUUUGGAUCUUUUUCUUACCACUGUUCACGGACCUGUUGAACAUUAGUAAGUUUGUGUGAUAUACUUGUACCAAGUACAUAAUAUUAUCGAGGCGUGUAAAUAUUAUACUAGUACCACAGGGAUGCUGGGCAUUGUUAUUUAAUUUUAAUCACAAUAUUUUUCAUCGUGAUUCGCAUUAUCCUCCAGGGGUAUACAAUUGAAGCAUAAUUGAACCUCAGAAUUAUGCAGCUUGCUACGGUACACAAAAUAAUUUACGGAACAUGUAAAAGGAUUUAUAAUUGUUCACCUCUGGAAUAUUUGAUUCACUACAUUCAUCAUAUAUGUCAACAAUUUCGCGGCCCUUCAAAAAUAUAAUACUCUUAACAAAUGGCCUCCUGUUGGUAGAUGAAAAACGAUCUUCAAUUAUACUAUUUUUACUGUAGUUUUAUUUUUUGUAAUAAAAGAAUGUUAUUGUUA
Molecule: messenger RNA, 7278 nt
Organism: Athalia rosae (coleseed sawfly)
Lineage: Eukaryota; Metazoa; Arthropoda; Insecta; Hymenoptera; Athaliidae
Product: serine-rich adhesin for platelets-like
Exons: 11
Coding region: 158-6868 (2236 amino acids)
Source: RefSeq, a predicted model, not a curated record